This is a messenger RNA of Spodoptera exigua (beet armyworm), 753 nucleotides long. The record is from the annotation of a GenBank genome assembly. NCBI's taxonomy places the organism in Eukaryota, Metazoa, Arthropoda, Insecta, Lepidoptera, Noctuidae.
AUGGAUUCCCGUGACCCCACGUCACAUGCGCACGUGCGAGGAGACACUGGGGUGGUUUUAGCUGCUAGGUACUGCUCAAGGUACAGACAAACAGUGGUAGGCUGCAACCACUGUGUUUGCGUCGCUGGACAACUCUACCUGUGCACCGGAGCUAUAUGCCCCAAAUCUCCUUCAAAUAAACAGUUAUUAAGGGCCCAACACCUCAAAUGCCGAGAUGGUGAUACGCGCAUGGAUAAGGACGGAUGCAACCGCUGCAUAUGCAUCCAAAAUACUGAGUACUGCACUGGACAACCUUGCAUUCCGCCACUCAGUGGCAUAAGAGCAGACGGAUCACCUGAUGGUAAGCGAUCGGCGCCGCCCAUGGACAUCCGCAACACCAGAGGAGUCACAGAUUUACAUGAAAAUAUGAAGACCACCAAACAGCAUUGCCGUAACGGCACGAAGAGAAUGAGUAAGGACGGCUGCAACCGCUGCAUCUGCAUAAAAAAUACAGUGUAUUGCACCAGGAAACGUUGCCAAACGAAAAGCAAACCUGACCGGGGGUAUAUAAGCGGAACUGCGGCUCACCGCUGGCAGUUGAGUUCUAAGUCUAAAGCGAUUCGGAAGAAAAGGAAGAAGUGGAAAAGAAGAAAAGUGAGUGAAAUAGUGAAGUGCAGUGAAAUAGUGAAGUGCAGUCAGUUAAGUGAGUUAAGUCAGCGUGAACGGCAAAGUUGUGUCAGUUGGCCGGACUCUGCUGGAGAAGAACGCCGAUAA